Molecule: messenger RNA, 2335 nt
Organism: Brassica napus (rape)
Lineage: Eukaryota; Viridiplantae; Streptophyta; Magnoliopsida; Brassicales; Brassicaceae
Exons: 6
Coding region: 120-632 (170 amino acids)
Source: RefSeq, a predicted model, not a curated record
ACCGCGUAAAGAUACUUCGCGUAUUGAAGUUAGGAUUAUUCGCUUGUGGAGAAACUAUAACAAAGAAUCAGGAAACACCAUUGAAUUGGUUUUUGUUGAUAAAGAAGGGACAAGAAUUCAUGCUUCAGUUGGUGAACAGCUCAUCAAAAAGUAUGAAGACAAGCUACAUGAGGGAGAUGCGAUUGUCGUCUAGUUGUUCAAAGUGUACGAUGCUAUUGGUGACUACCAUACAACCACACAUCCGUACAAAAUUGGCUUCUUUCCAACAACUUUUGUUGGAAAAGCUGAUGAGUUUCCAACUGAAGUUCCCGAAAAGUAUUUUGCGGACUACAAUGAUCUUCUUGGUGGAAAGUUUGAUAACAACUGUUUGGUUGAUGUUAUUGGCCAAAGUUAACUUUGGGUCUCUGGAAAACAAAAUGAUAAAAGGAAAAGAUAACAUGAGGCUCUUGAUUGAGUUACGUGAUCAGAAUAAUGUGAAGAUGAUGUGUACUCUGUGGGGUCGUUAUGCUAAACAAGUAUACGAUUACAGUAUGAGUAACAUGUCCACAAUGAUUAUUUGUGUUAUCAGAUUCUGUUCUGUUAAAGAGUGGAAAGAACUGGAUCAAAGAAAUACAAAAGACGUAAUUGAAUAGCAUGAUUCACUUCGAUCAUGCAACUUACGACAAGAACCAUGUUGAUCUCUUUCAUUACAACUAUCAAAAUUAAAUUCAAGAUACAGGCAGGCUACUGAGCUGGAUUAGAAGAGAAUUGAGCUGCAAAUCUGGGAUACUACCAGACAAGAGCGAUUCCGGACUAUCCCGGAUUUUCCUUCUCGAUUCAUCGUAAUGUUAUAUAUGCAUUCUUUCUCUUUCCUCACUAUGGUGGGAACCUGUAAUACUCACGUAUGGGGUUUCUUCUUAUUGCAGCAGUCCGUGGAGCAAUGGGAAUCUCGCUUGCGUGUGAUGUCACCGACGAAACAUCUUUCAACAAUAAGUAUUCUCUUUACUUUUUAACUUACAGUUUAAUUGGUUCAAUUUUAGGCUGCCUCAUGCAACUUUCUAAAGCUCGCAAGUUAAAGUUGAUCAAAUUUUCCAACUUUUUAGUGGAUAAGCUCUUACAUCGUAUGUCUUUUCUUCUAGCUUUGAAAAGCUAAUUCAAUUGUUUGGAUAGUUAUCACUAUCUUUUGUAUCAGUUAUUGGUUCUACUCAAUGGCUUUGAAUAUCAGAUACUACUAAUUAGUUUUUUUUUUAAAAAAACUAAGCAUAAAUUCUCUAUGGAUAAGCUUUUUACGGUGUACUUAGUUUUUUUAAGCUUUUGUAUCGUAUAUAUAAGUUGAUGGGUUUUGAUAACUUAUUAGUGUCUUUGCAUCAUUUUGUUAGAACCAAAGCCUUCAUGAUACUCAUAUUAGUGAGUUUGUUUGUUAUUGGAUACGCUUGUGAAGCUUAAGUAAGAAAUUCCUUCUUGCGUAUUACUAGAUGUUCAUAUUUUCAUAUAGUUUGCACACAUAUUUUGUAUUGGUUAUGUCAUUAUUUAAAUUUUGUGACCUGGUUAUAUGUGUGCGUCAUGCAGAACAAUGGUCACUUGUUAGGAAGGUGGUCAGAGAUUUGAUAACUGUAAAUUUGAAUUUGUCGUGAAUUAGAGAAGACAUCUGGUUAUUUGAUAACGAUGAGAUAAAAGUAUUUUGUUGAGCCAUCAAUAAAACACUACUCUUAACGUGUUGGGUGAAGCAGAGCUAUUGGAGGAAGCCGAAGCAAUGAUAAGGAACAUAACAGUGGAAGAAGCCACUAUUAUAUGGAGCUUUUUUUUUCUACUUGCAGGAAAAAGGGUAACGUUGAGAUGGCUAAAAGAGUAGUAAAGUGUUUGCUGAAGAUGUAUCCAGAUGAAACUUGUGCUUAUGUGCACAUAUCUAAUGCUUGCUAUUUAUGUGUUUUUGGAAUAGGCAGUUGAACAGAGGGUUUUCAUGAAGGAAACACAAGUGAAGAAGGAAAUACGUGCAGUUCGAUGGAGGUAGAUUACAAAGUUCACGAGUUUGUUAUUUUUUUUUGCCGGAAAAGACACAAUAGAUUCUCAGAACAUCAACAACAAAUUCAGUGUCAAGUAUUAUCUGAAUCUUUUCCUGGUGGACGAAGAGGAUCGUUGUUACAUCAAGCAGAAGGAAAUGACGUUGUACAGGCUCAAGGAGGAGAUAUUUUGAUGUUUUCAGAAAGAAAAGAACAAAUAAGAAUUUUUCAGAGCUUUGUAAAGCGUUUUUCUUAAGAUUUAUUUUUCAUGUAUGCAAUUGGUUGGAGACUAGGAGUCAUGAAAGUUAAACAGUGUAAGUUUGUUCAAUAAUUUAGAAUGAUAGAAUUUUGCUUAA